Molecule: messenger RNA, 1071 nt
Organism: Asterias rubens (European starfish)
Lineage: Eukaryota; Metazoa; Echinodermata; Asteroidea; Forcipulatida; Asteriidae
Product: ephrin type-B receptor 1-like
Exons: 4
Coding region: 82-1071 (329 amino acids)
Biological process (GO): axon guidance
Cellular component (GO): neuron projection
Molecular function (GO): transmembrane-ephrin receptor activity; protein binding
Source: RefSeq, a predicted model, not a curated record
ACUGCAUGGCAAACACGUUUUGCAUGUUGUCUGCUCACUAAAGUUGAAGUACAGUCCGUGUACGGAUAGACGAAUGGAGUCAUGGCGGUUCGAAAUGGAAUAAGUUUAUGGCUGUUUUUCACUUCUUUUUGGAUAUAUAUUUACCCAACUCUAACCAGACAAGUUACUCUUUAUGAUAGUACAAGGUUUGCCGAUCUAGGCUGGACUACGUAUCCAGUUCUCCCAGGUGAUGAUACAUUUGGCGGGUGGGCAGAAGUUGGAUCCAGCUAUGAACGCCUGUAUAUAGUAUGUCAAGUGCGCAAUCCAGACGCGAGCGAUGGGUUUUGGCUGCGGAUGCCAUACAUACCCCGCCGUCUAGGCAACCGCAUCCAUGUAGAGAUUGACUUCACAAUGAACUCCUGUACUGGGAUUGACGACGCCCAUCAAUGUAAAGAAACAUUUGAACUAUUCCAAGUAGAGGCGUCAAGUAGUGAUCCAAAUAAUCUACCUGCUUGGGCCGCUCCUCCGUAUACACGGAUCAAGCGUAUUGCGGCCGAGACACGGUUCUCUGAUACUGACUCGGAUGAUACUCCUCAGAUCAACACAGCAACAGAAGAGUUUGCAACGUCCGCAAAUGGAUUCUACCUCGCCUUCCGCGACACAGGAGCCUGCAUGGCCAUCAAGCGAGUCCGUGUCUUCUACGAGGUAUGCUCCACAAAGACGGACAAUUUCGCCGUCUUUCCAGAAACGGUGACCGGAGCGGACGUAGUUUCGCUGGUGGCUGUGGAGGGGAUCUGCGUCGGCCAUGCUGAACAAAUUGGCACACUGCCGAUUGUGGCUCGCUGUCAGAAGUUUGGAGUGUGGACUGCCUUCCAAGGGUCAUGCGGUUGCUCACCAGGAUUCGAAGCUGAAGGACAGAGUUGUAGAGCUUGCAUUGUUGGAACCUACAAGUCUGGAGUCGGACCCUCACACUGCAGUCCAUGCCCUGCAAAGAGCCACGCAGACCACAAUGCUACAAGACAGUGUACCUGUAUACCAGGCUUUUUCCGUGUGCAAAAUGAAAGUCCGGGUGUCGCCUGUACUGGUAAGUAG